Molecule: messenger RNA, 2919 nt
Organism: Prorocentrum cordatum
Lineage: Eukaryota; Dinophyceae; Prorocentrales; Prorocentraceae
Source: the annotation of a GenBank genome assembly
AUGCCCGUGCUGCUGGAGGAGGCGGAGAAAGACGCCAGCCGUCUGGAAGAUUCGGACGGCACGACCUCGGAGGAGGAUGGCAACCCGCUCGCGCAGGAUCGCGUGCUGAAGCGCAAGACCCACCAUGCGAAGAUGGCAAAGGAGCCAGGUAUGCAACACGUUUCGGUGCUAGAACGAAGCUCGGUAGGAGAGCGAACCUGGGCGCAAUAUCGAAAGCUAUAUCGAGGCCUGGUGGGCUACGUCGACGAGCGCAAGCUGAACACCGACAAGGUGCAGGACUUCGACGUGGCCAUCGUCGCCUUCAUGACUCACAUGUAUAUGCUGGGUUACGACGCGGGCAUCGGCCAGAAGCUGAUCGCCGCCGUUGUGUUCUUCCAACCUCGCUUCGGCAAGCUGGGCGACCUUUCUCUUCCGCGAGCCUGGCGGGCUGCCAGGGGCUGGGCCAAGCUGGACCCACCGCGCAGCCGUCAGCCCUUGACCCUGCCGACGGUCGCAGGGUUGGCCGCGAUGCUCGCCUACGCGGGGCGCCUGGACAUGGGCAUCUGGGUGAUCAUCGCUUUCUGCACCUACUUGCGCCGAGGCUCUAUGAUGCAGCUCACCAGGGGCUCUCUGGUCCCGCCUGCCAUGAAAGUCGACGCGAUGCGGCGCGUGCUCGCGCACAGGUCAGACCUCCACCAGGUCUCGAAGGUGGGGGCCCAAGACGACGCCAUCUUGUGGGACACUCAUGGUUUCGAAUGGAUGGGCGAAGUUCUUCAGAUUCUAGCCGUCGGAGCACGAAAUGAGAGCCUGUGGCAGUUUACGUAUCCAGAGUUAGUGCGCGAGAUCCGCAAGCAAGGCCGGCUGCUCGGCCAAGACAUUGUGCCUUACCAGUUGCGCCAUCGCUACGAGAAGCCAGGCAUGAUGAUGAAAGACUACGCUCUGCUUCCCCUGGCGCUGCGCUGCUGGUUGGAGGAGCAGGUGGACGCGCUGAAGGACUCGAUCCUUCGAGGUCGCGUCGGCGCGAGCGGCAGCCUGGUUCGGAAGCUGCUAUCCGCGAUACCGCUCGGCCGGUUGAAGUUGCGUGCAGCCUGGACGCCUUGCGCCCGCGCUGUGGGAGGGAUGAGCGACUUCAACUACCUGGAGUUCUUCAAGGAGGAGGUCCAGCACGAGAGCGCGGUGAUCAGAAUGGCAGCGGUCAACCGGGUCCACCUGAUCGCCUCCGCGCUCGGCCCCGACAAGACCAUCCACGAGCUCCUCCCCUACGUGGCUCAGGUGGUCAAGGAGGAGCCGCUCUGCUACGACGAGGAGUUUCUCUACAGCAUGGCCAGGCAGUACGCAGUCCUCUCCGACUACAUCAGCGGCCGCGACGAGCUGCUGAUCGGUCCCCUGGAGCACCUGGCCGCGCAGGAGGAGACUGUGAUCAGGGAGCAGGCCAUCCAGUCCCUGUGCCAGAUCGUGGAGAGAAAACCGCAUACCGGGUGCCGACAGCACGUGGUGCCCACGGUCCACCGGCUGGCGACGAAGAGCGACUUCUUCACCGCGCGCGUGUCCGCCUGCGCGUUGUUGCCUACCGUCUACCGCCACGCCACCCAGGAGCAGAGGACCGCGCUCCAGGAGGCGUACCACGCCCUGUGCGCGGACGACACGCCCAUGGUGAGGCGCGCCGCGGCCCACAGGAUGCCCGACCUGAUCUCCGCCUGUGACAAGCGGGUCGUGCUCAACGACAUGAUGAGCGUGUACAAGCAGCUGUCCCAGGAGGACACGCAGGACACGAUCCGCGUGUCUUCCGUCCACACCGCCCUGGUGAUCGCCAAGAUGUUCGACGCGGAGGAGAACUCGCAGCACGCCGUGACGGCCAUCAAGGAGGCGGCCAGCGACCGCUCGUGGCGCGUGCGGCUGACGAUAGCGACGAACUUCAGCCAGCUGUGCGCGGCCUUCGGUCCGGAGAUCACGGCCGCACACCUGAUGGAGCCCCUCAAGCAGCUGAUCAAAGACACCGAGCAGGAGGUGCGAAAAGAGGCCGUGCGCGUCGUCGAGCAGUGCCUUCUCUUGCCGGACCCGUUCACCAGCGACCAGCUCCAGCAGCACGUCCUGCCGCUGUUCUCGUCGCUGGCCAUCGACCCUUCGCAGCCGGUGCGGGCGGCGCUUGCCCAGAUCCUUGGCCCCGUUGCAAAGACUCUCGGGCGCGAGGUCACCCAUCGGCAGCUGCUCAGCCUCAUCUCCGAGCUGAUGAAGGACGAGUCCCACGACGUGCGCCUCAACAUCGCUUCUCACGUGGGUCUGCUCUGCGAGGUCCUGUCCGUCGACGGCUUCGUGCACUCGCUGCUCAGCACAGUCCAGAACCUCAUCAUGGACAACCACUGGCGAAUUCGCCAGAGGAUCAUCGAGCAGGUCCCAGCGCUCUCAAGACAUUUCGGCGUCGAGAUGUUUCAGUCGAAAUUAGAGGCACUCUACCUGUCCAGCCUGCGCGACUCCGUUCACUCGGUGAGGGAUGCUGCGACUCAGAAUAUGAAGGCGAUUGCAAACACGUUCGGGCCAGCAUGGACCGUGGAGCACCUCCUACCGAAGCUGGUCGAGCAGUACUCCCAGAGCUCAGGCUACGCCAGCCGCGUGACCAUGCUGCACGUGCUUUCACAGGUUUCCAGCGUGAUGACGCCAGAGCAGAUUCUCCAGUUUAUCAUACCUGUGCUGAUCAAGGCCACCAAGGACGGGGUCCCCAACGUCCGGUUUUGCGCGUGCCGAAAUAUCACGUGGAUGAUGGAGAGCCACAACUUCAGCUCGAUGGUGGCCAUCAGCGCGGUGAUAAAGCAGGCGUUGACGGAGCUCCAGCACGACUCGGACAUCGACGUGCAGUACUAUGCGCAGCGGGCCAUUGCCCAGUGCAGUUCCUCGGCGGCGGACUUGCUUGGCGAGUUGGCCAGCCGAAGGAGUCCUACCUAA